ACACUCGUUGCGAGUUGGACGUGCUAGUGACCGCAGUGCCUCAGAGACUGAAGGGUGUCAUAAGUGACUGACUAACAAGGAAAUACGCAUUGUUGACUGAUCUGGGAAAUGUUCGUUUCUGGAGCAUUGCCCUGGGAUGUGCCCACGCCCGCGUUGCCUCCCCUGGGCGGCCUGCUGAGUAUGCUCGAUGGGAAGGAGGGCGUGCGGGCAUCCCUUCUGCUGCCGCCGCCCGUGCCCAGGACCGCCGCCUGCGUCGUGCUGCCGCAGCCCACCCUCAGCCCCACGCUGCCGCUGAGCCCUCGCCACGCCGCGCCCUUCACCAAGGCCUCCGCGUCGCCGCCCGCGAGCGCGCCGCUCAAGUUCGGCGUCGACAGACUGCUGGCCGCCGAGCCCCGCAGAGAUGUAUCAGCGCUCUUACCGCCCUCGCCGGCCCACCUUCUGGCCCCUCACGUGACCUCGCCGGUGACCUGCCCUGCCAUGACGUCAUCCGUGCUGGGCGCUACCACCUGUCCGGUCAUCACCACGGCCCCGAACGCCCCGAGGGAGGCGUGCCCGAGC
Messenger RNA from Penaeus vannamei (Pacific white shrimp), 558 nucleotides. NCBI's taxonomy places the organism in Eukaryota, Metazoa, Arthropoda, Malacostraca, Decapoda, Penaeidae. The record is from RefSeq and is a predicted model, not a curated record.